AUGUGUCCCGAUGUCCUAAAUGCAGUCAGCGCACCAUGUGCAAAUGUUGAAGCCCAAAGCACAAAAUGGACCCGUUCUUCCGCGGUUGUUCCUCAGGUGGCCAGACGAUGUGCAAUUCCAUCUGGCAACUACAUCAAGCUUAAUAUCAAGAAAAAGUGUUUCAGUAGAGCCGGCACACGUCGCCAGUUCCGUCUCCGUGCUCAACUUAAACGAGAUAAGUUCAUCAGAAAGUUUGGAAAAAAGGGCGGCUACAAGGCCUUCAAGAGGACUUCAACCAAACCAGGUGUCUGCUUUAAAUGCAAUCGUGAAGGACACUGGGCAGCUCAGUGUCCGCAGACUAUAGGCCAGAAGAACUCCGCUAGAACUCCGGCAGACCAUGAGCUAAUGGAGCCAGAUUUUACCCCUUCUGAAUGGCUGGUUGCUGAUCUGGCCUCUCUGGACAGCCGGUUCAGUGGGCCAAGCUUAGAGGAACUGGCCCAAUUGCCAAUGAAUCCCGUUCGAAUCCCUCCCCUUGUCAGACCAGAUAAUAUCUGCGAAUGGCGCGAUAUUGGAGAGUGUGUCAAGGACUGCCUCACCCGUCUUGGCAUCCAAGCCUUCCGACCUGGACAGGAACAGGCUAUUUGGCGCGUUUUGGCCGGCAAAUCGACCCUUCUCGUUCUUCCAACAGCUGGCGGCAAAUCGCUUUGCUACCAGAUCCCGGCUAUGCUCUUCCAGGUAGGUUGUCACUCAUGUCCCCUUCUCCAACCUAGGGCUGCAGAAAUUUCACUCACCUGCAACCGCGCUUGUCGUGUCGCCGCUGAUAUCACUGAUGCAGGAUCAGGUUGUUAGCCUAACAGGACCUAUAUGCGGUGCUUACCUGAGCUCAAGUCAGACGCGACAACAGAAGGAGGAAAUACUCUCCAAUGCGCGCAAGUAAGUCUAGUAAAACAAUAUUUAUUGACUCAGUAGAAUGUCUUUCUAGGCCUCCCCCAUUUACUAGCAUGUAUUCUUAGUCUAGAUCCUCCUUUGAAAUCGUGUGGGAUGGAAAAUUUCAUCGAUCGUCAUAAAGGGGACUGUAGUAGCCGUUUCAGUGCAGCUAACUACUCCAAAUAUGCCCAAGUUAACUUUUCCACUUUGCAUUCUAUUUGUCGAUAGUAUCUCUCGAUUAGUGACUGCUCAUUGUUAUGUGGCGGAGCUCCAAGGCAAAACAGGUCGACCGUGUUCCAUCUUUCAGCCGGCUCAGGCCAGUGAACGUUGCCCUAUGGUCACAUUUUGACUAGGUUCCAGUAAGGCUGCACAAGUAAUUCAUGUGAUAAAACAACAGACUUAUUGAGUCUUCCAUGCCCCUUGGUUCAACAUCGUUCCUGUUGUAUCCCUCCAUUAUUCCUUCACGCUAACGCAUACUUAUGUUUAUCGGAGACACUUCACUUUUUAUCUACUUGUUGUCCAACACAGCCAUGCUCCUUGGUUCACGUUCUUGCCUGGUUGGUCGUGGGAUGUUGUACUAUUGUCGGAUUCUAAGUGUGAAAGGCUUAAAUCGUCGAAACAGUCGCAGCCUUGUUGCUUAAAAGGCACGUUGUUUGAUUUAUAGAAUUCGACCUGAGCUACCUCUUCCUAUUGCCUUCCCUUAUUCUGCGUCCUCUUCACAAGCAGCCAGUCGUAUGUCGACAACUAAAUAAGAAACAGUGGUUUUCCGAAGAAACCAAAAGAGCCAGAACGUUCCCUCAAAAAGUCAUAGUCCGACUCUAGACCAACAAAUAAAGCCGAGCUAACAACUUCAACCCAAAUUAUUUUCGUCGGCAAACUCUUUCAUUUAAAAUUUUCCCAAUAUUAAAACCUAUAAUUCACUGCGUUUUCCCGGGUUGUUGUAGAAGUUUGUCAUAUUUUUCGUUGGAAACCGGCACCUUUUUUCGCAAAACGCCGAUAUAUUGCCGCUGAAGUAGAACUAUUUUGCAUAUAGUACAAUAUAAGUAGCCAAGUUAAGAGCUUCUGUGUUUGUCUUAACGCUAAGGUGGCUGCAUCCUUUUUGACUAUCUUGUUCUCAUACAGCUGUAACACACCUUCGUCUGUCCGAGUCGGACAGACGGACAGUGUGGACAGUCCACUGAUUCUCCACAUUUUUCCAUCUUCUUUCACGGUCUAAAAGCCCUUUGGUCAGGGUCGCAUUACAUGAACAAGGCCAGGGCUGCGAGAUUCCUUGCUGAGACCAAGUGCAGCCCUGCCAGGGACAGGGCUGGAUGAUCCAACAGUCUGUUAUUUCGAAACGUAACGCAAGACUGAACAAGCGGCAGCGUGAACUGUUUACUGGGUGAUGGUUCAAAUUGCCCUCCUCCAGCUGGCUCAUUUUCUAAUUGGUCGCCGUUGUUGUUGUUGGUUCGGAAACAGCUCCCCUCGAUGCCCUUGGCCCCGGCAAGUCCAGCCGGAGUGCGUGAGUCAUAUUCUUCCAGUGAUCCUGAAACCAAAUUUGGCCACAGUUCACUGGACAGUGUUUACAGUAUGGCGACUUGGUGUGGCAGUGGUUCGACAGUGAACUCCUGCACUCGUACAUCCGGUAAAACAGUUAAAAGUCUUAGGAUUGCGCCGGGCAGCGAUUGAAGCGUUAUUUGAUGGCGGGCAACACAACAUAUUGUAAUACCUUUGUGACCUAUUGCAUUUUUUACGUAGAUAAUCGAUUUUUCCGAUUAGUGGCCACCCACGCCUGAAGGUGUUGCCGCUGCGCCGUCUGCGACCGCUUUUUCGUCUGCCAAGAAAGCCUGCUUUAUUCGUAGUUAGUAUUUGUAGGCGACUUCAGCCUCAUUUUGGAAUUAUAAUGCUGAAACCUUGUCUCCCGUUUCUCCCCUCCCCCGUCAGUGGCCAGUACGCGUACAUUUUGAUGUCACCAGAGGCGCUGGUGGAGUCAGAGUGGAUGCUGCAACCCGACCGCCUUCCGCCAAUCAGCUUUGUAUGCAUUGACGAGGCCCACUGUUUGGCCGACUGGUCUCACCACUUCAGACCCUCCUAUCUGCGUGUUUGCAGCCUCUUGAGGACGCGUUUAGGCGUGGAUCGGUUUUUGGGUAAGACACCACUUAGCCCAAGCGUCUUACCUUUUUUAUCAUUCAUUCCAGUUGCUUAGUUUGUAAGGGGAAAUAAUGAUAGGGGGCGCUCACCGAUCGUUCUUACGGAACUCACUCGUUCCGUUGUGCCUUAUGGGCUCUCUCUCGAGCCCAACCAGUAGCCGCACAGCGGCGCAUGAUAUAGGCAGGAUGGCAUUACCGACAAAGACAAGGGAGACUGGAAUGGCCAUUUCUGGCUUAUUAGCCGUCGUCAGCCAGGAAUGGUCAUUCCAGCCUCUCUGGUCUUUGUCGGUAAUGCCAUUCUGCCUAUAUCAUGCGCCGCUGUGCGCCUGCUGGUUGGGCUCGAGAGAGAGAGCCCAUAAAGCACAACGGAAUGAGUGAGUUCCGUAUAAACUAUCGGAUAGCCCCCCCUACCAAUGUUUUCUACUGUCCACUGUAAGUUUCCGAAAGAUUACAGUAUCAUUUGCCUGGGCCGUUUCGACUUCGAGAGGGCUGAAUUACUGCUUUACCUCCUUGGAAUAAGCUGAUACUGCUUUUCCGAUGUGAAGUAGUUUUUAGGAGGUACAGUUUGCUGACCAGUUUUAUUCACAAGUUUCAAGGGAAGUCCGCAUUUAUUCAUGGCUCUCCCAAUCAUUGAUUGCGCUAGAGACGAUCAUGCGACCUGCUUGAAGCAAGGCUUGCACCGGCGUAUCAUGUCCAUUCAGUUACUUACCGCCCCGCCUUCGUAGGAAAGAAUUGAGUGGUAUUCAUCUUAGCUUCUCCGGCCGCUGUCAACAAAUGCUUAAGAUCGUCGGGGCAGGUCAGGAAACCUUUUUGUUAAAUCGAGACUUGAAAUCGUUGCUGGUUGAGCGCAGCCACUUCUACUGUGCUUUCUGAGCCUCCUUCUACGUCGGCAGCCUCACCAAUUCGUUCUGCCUCCGGUUGCAUCAGUUAUUUUACUGUUCUCACCCCAUCCGCCUAUUCCUUCGCCCUCCCCCUUGUCCAAGCGGUCCACAUUGUCGCUGCUGCUGCUGCUGCUGCUGCUGCUGGUGGUGGUGGUGGUGGUGGUGGUGGUGGUGACCGUUUGCUCCCUGUCAAUGACCAGUACGCGUACCUUUGGUGUCGCCAGGGGCCCUGACGGAGUCAGAGGGGAUUCUGCAACCCCAUCGAGUGGAAGUGCAUAUAGAGGUUCUUGACCGAUGUCACGAAUUAAUAGAAAAGGCAGUCUGACUAUUUAGGGCGAAGAAGUAUGCCCGACUGGAUUUCCUCGCAGCUGACUUCCCGUUGUCAUGACAUCUUCAUCUGUUAGCGGAGCUUUAAUUUUUGUUUCAUGAUUAACUCUGUUAAGAAUGAUGUCAGAGGCUGUUACUAUGAUUACACUGCUAGUUAUGGUGGUGGCGCUGAGCGUAGGGUAAAGAAUGCAUCAUUAUUGUCGACUAAUUUCACUUUUAGUAAUCCAUAUGAAUAUGCUGCUUUCUUGCAGGAAAAGUUUAACUGAAAUUAUUCCCAUUAAAACUGAGGCAUUCACGCGCCUAAUGCUCUGAAUAGCAAAAAGAAAGCGUCGUAAGCGGGGUUGAUUCGACUUCUGCUCCUGCCUGACCCUAGAUCUUUAGGCUCCUUUGUUCACAUGACGCAGGUUUGCUUACGUGCCUGCUUCACCGCUCGCUGGUUGAUCGGUGAUUCAGUUAGGCCAGAUUGCGUAGACACCUGUCAAUGCAUACUACGCCUGUUUCUACAAAUCAAGUCGAUGAAACCAGUAGUUACGAACACCAACCAUCAACACACGAAGAUAUCUCAGUCAGUCUGCGCUCCAAGUCUCCUCAUAAGUUGUCGAAACUCCUUUCCUGUGGAACUCUUUGGGAGCAUAACUUCGACACUGUGCUCCGCUAACUCGUGAGCUUGCAAGGCUCCGUAACCAUACCGGUGUCUAUCUCCAGCGCGGAAGCAUUGAUGACCGUAGCCAUGGGUCUUCAUCACAGAAAUAACACCAUGGAGCCACUGUUUGGCGGACGAAUUCUACGAGAGCCUCUGGUUAUGUGAUUGUAUCAUCGCCGAGGACGCGAAUCACCAGUACAAGAGCGCCUUUUUGAAAGCAAAAGACGGGGAAAAUGAAUAUUUCCGUCAUCGUGCAAGUCCUUACUGCCACCGCAGGCAGCAACUCAUAUGCGCAUGGCGGUAGUCCAGUUAUAUCAAAAAUUGGUGUGCUCAGAUUGUGUAAAACUCGACGGCCUCAAUGCCACUCAAACCAACGAUAGCAAGUGCAGGGCUUAUGUGCGGUCAGCGCAUUAACCGCCCGAGCUACGCGCCGCCCCGAUCGGGAGCCGUGAGUUUACUGGCAUUUGGGUCGUUGUCCGCCCAACCUACUGCAAAGUAUGGAAUCCACCACACUGACCUUCCCCAAGUCCAACCAGAGUUCGCGGACUGUAGUCUUCCGGUUGCUCAAAACUCAGUGAAGCAGCAGCAGCAGCAGCUGUGUGGCUUGGUUGAGGUUGGUGGAUGUCUCCGUCCACCCAUCGAGCACACUAGAUUAAAGUUCUAGGGUUGCUCUGGUCGACGGAUGAAGCCUUAUUCGAUGACCAGCCACAUUCACGACGCCACAAUGCCGUCUUUACUGUGAUCUAGUGGCCGCCUUGCCAGGUCGGCGCGCGGUCACGCCUUGGGGUGCUACAGCUACGAGCUCUGCCAUUGCUUAUUUCGCAGAUAAUAUUCGGUGAAGACCGUACAAUCGACCGCAUAGACUCCAAGUAGGUCGCAACCGAGCUAACAAUCAGGCCUCAUCUUCCGAGAUGGUGGGAAUCUUCAUCAAUUAAAUAUGCUAACGUAUUUUCUUUUGACUCUCCGCUUAUGCCUUUUCCCGGGGUGAUCGGUGGAGUAGAGGACUUUUAAAUAACAUGAAGCUUCCUCUUAAUUUGAUCUGAUCAGUUUGUAUUGCGGUUUUUCACACCUCAAUUGUCCUAAAAGGAUACCCUCGAGUUUAUUGUCUUUUCCCUCACCAGGUCUCUCCGCCACUUGCACCCCUUCAACCAUUGUAAACAUCUGUCACAACCUGGGUAUUUCCGAUCCACACCCACUGGACUCCUUCCUAACUGUGGGUGAUUUGGUUGAAACCGGCCAGGACAUUGGUGCCCUGACAGAUCUCCUCACGGCUGAUGGUUUCCUCCAACCUGUUCGCAACCCCCUCCCGCCCAACCUCCUGAUCACGGCCUCUAUGGAUACGAACCGCGAAGAAGCCCUAAUCCAGCUGCUCACUCGCCCCCCUUUCAGCCAACAGAUUUCCAUCCUCAUCUACGCUGCCACGCGCGACCUCACAGAACGUCUGGCCGUUUACAUACGAACUAGCCUCCAGGAGAGAAAGGAUAAGGUCAGUUUUUUGGCCAAGGCAGCCUUUCUGCCGCAGUCCUGACUGCGGAGACGAAUGGGCAAGGCUGGCCAAUGAGCAACCGCCUAGCGAAGUAUUACGUGCCUCUCACAAGUCUCUCUUCCACAGCACGCUUCGUUUUGUUGGAUUUGCAAACGGGAAAUACGAACCCGCGUACUACGGGGGGCCUUACGCACCUAUUAUCGUGUCCCAACUUCAGCCCCAGAGCUAACCCUAACUCUCUUAAAACAAAGUCCUGCCCCCCCCCCACUGGACAUUAACGCAAGGUCGCCUGUAGUACGGGGUCCCCAUUCAGGUGUCGUACACCUUACCGGUUCAUCUUCUAUUGUGAUUCCGGAGUUCCAGACUCCUCUGUUGGACUAUAAGGAGUCGUUUUACAAAGUUUUGCUUGCUUCUAACUCAUCUCAUGGAUUGUUAUGUUGUUUCUAGAUGACCUCACUUGCAAUACAACAAACCAUCAGCUCUGACGUGAACAACAACAACCAGAUCCCUCGAAUCAAAUCAAAUAAAUAGUAAAGGAUGACAUAUCUGAGUUACAUCACCUGCAGUCGCGCAUUUCUUUGAUAUCGAACAAUAAAUUGUCCAUGUUUGAGCCGGUCCAUUUAAAUAGCCUGAAAUGACUGAACACUAGUAAUUAUUAGCCCCCUAAAAUUAUUAAACACGGUGAAGACAUUCGAUUUUUUUCAACACCGCGGUAAUUUAAACGGCAGCGGUAGGGUGAAGGACCCCACUUAACUGUCGGUAGACUGUGGAUCGUGCCAUAUAGGGCUUUAUUUUGGCAUCCAUUUGCAGGCCAUCCAAGACUAACUGCCAACAACAAUUACAUCCCAUGAUACCAUUACUAACAUUCGGUUAUUUUCGUAAACUUGCUUUUUGUUUGUAUUUUAAUUGACGGGCUCAUUUUCGUUGCGUAUGCGUUUUCUUUCAUUUCGUCAGCUUACUGUCCGGCGUACUGCGGCACCCGUAAAACUCCCUCAUUACCACCAUUCGCGUAUGACACGAUCCACAGUCUACCAACAGUUAAGUGGGGUCCUUCGCCCUACCGUCGUCAUUUAAACAGUGAUCUUUAAAAAUGCAAGAAUUCCUUGUGUACGAUACCCUCCAUAUGUUCAUUAGUUGCUCUACCUCUUUCUGGACAAGAAGUUGGUACAGAAUGAUAAGGUUUUCUGGAACACCGGAAGCAGGGCUUUACUUCAUCGAGCUAAUGACCGACUAUCUUGUCAUCGUAAUGCAUCACCCGCGCGUUUACUUUCGCACAUUCGUUGAACAGAUUGGUAGACGCUUGGUUGGCUGGACCACGGCCGUCUACCACGCCGGUCUCUCCUCCGCAGAACGGUUGCGUGCACAGAAGAAGUUCAUGACCGGUCGAGUCCGCGUUCUGGUCGCCACGACAGCCUUUGGAAUGGGAUUGAAUAAAAAGAACCUGCAGGCAGUCAUACACUACUCACUGCCCAAGUCCUUUGAGAAUUACAUUCAGGUAAGUACUCUUGCACUGCGUACACGUACAUCCCUCCCCCCGGCAUCCAUGAGCUUUUAAGAUAUACAGCAUCCCUCUGUAACGAUUUUUAUUGGCCCUAACCAACCGCUGACCUCUGCCAGCGUCUCAUUACCCUUGCUGGUCUCAACUCGAGAGAGGCUGUCUUUACUGUGUCUAUUCGGCAGAAGCCGCCCCCAAGAUAGUUGAAGUUGUCGAUUUCUUCGCGCUGCUUGCGAUUAACUCCAACAUCAACUUAGUGGCAUGCCAUCACAAGCAAGCCAGGACCGUAAGGCGCCGUACGUACCCUUCCUCCGACGAUGGAAGCUUGUUUACUUUCGAAACGUCAGUAAAAUAAUAUCGUAGCUCCCAUGAUCGCCAUGCCUCCUCAUAUAGGUACGCCGUGUCAGAGGACAUACCACAUAUAAUACAUGACUGUUCAACCGUCGGCUUUGACGAUGUCCACCGUGUGCUCCACAGCAGGGCAGGAGUAGGAACUGUAACUUGCGCGUGAAUUGAUUUAUAGUGACGGUAGACUUGCGCAGCAUCUACCGCACUCUCUCCUCCCUUCCCACCUGGAUCCGGUGUCAUAACCAAGUCAAAAAGACCGGAGGCGGGAGAGGGCGCAGGUGGCUGGCAUGACAAAAGCCCACACCUAGUCGUACUACUACACCCUGUGGUCCACAACAAACAAUUGACCAGGAUUUUCAACAACAACACUGUUGCGUCCCUCUACCAUUGCACAUAUGCGACCGCAACCGGCAGGACCACGAGCCCGUGACUCUGUGAUUAGGACGUUGAACUUCUAACUGUCAAGUCGCGGGAUCGAGUCUCAGGCAUUGAGCACCUCGGGAUUUGACAUGGUUGUCCGCCGACGGUUAGUAAGCCAGAAAUGGCCAUUCCAGUCCCCUUUGUCUCUCUCGGCAAUGUUACUCUGCACAUAUAUAGUUCGACCGUCGCAUCCGACGAUGUCCACCGUAUGCCCCAUAGCAGAUGGUGGGAGCAGGGACGGUGACUUGCGCAGGGGUUUAUAUUGCUAGCAGACUUGCGCCGCAUCUACCACACUCUCUCUUCCGUCCCCGCCUGAGUCCGGUGUCAAGACAGAGUCAAGAAGACCGGAGACGAGGGAGGCCGCAAGUGGAUGGCUUGGACGGAUCCUCACCUUGGCGCUCCACUCCGCACCCCCCGGUCCACACAACAAUGACCAGAUUUUGGCCACAAAACAAUGGGGUGGUGGCAGUGGUCCCAGUUGUGCGACGACUGCUGACAACAGGGUCUGCCAGCGCACACCGCAAAUGUUGGCAAUUGUUAUUGCGCACAGAUAACGCCUGCCAGAAUCCGAUGUGGCCCCCGUGUUGGUCCAGCGCAUCUAACGCGUGGCCCGUUUGGGGGCCAUCUGCACAUAUAUAGCAGAGGGGAGACAACAGUCUGGGAAGUAAGUUGAUACAGCACUGUUUCGGACUUAUUUUGUCUUCAUUCAGCCAAUCAUAACCCUGACCACCAGCUGGGACCGAGAACAUAAACACGCGCUCACACACCUGGCGCAGCUGAUCCACCACUGGGAUCUACCAGAUGGGUUAUAAGCACUUCAUCGAACCGAAGUUCAUCAGUGCCUCGCCACCUGCCAUUCCCUCUCGCUGCAGAUAGGGUAUUUAUCCACUCAGGAAUGGGCAUACACCGAUCCAUUGGCUUCCCGAAGCAAACUGGAAGCCAAUAGAUCGGUGUGCGCCCCAAUUCUGAGUGAAUGUAUAUGUAUAUAUAUAAAAGAGGACCAUGCAUGAAUUCACUCUCUUAGCAGAUCCCUUAUCGGGCUCGAGAUUUUUCCACUCUUAUCAUGGCUUCCCUACCGACCUGUAGUCCUAGUGAUAAACGUUAACUUCAGUCGUCGAGUUUCGUUCUGGUCUGCUGUCGGCAAACCGCUUUGUCCUUUUUUGCCGUUUGUCGCCCAACCCAACCUCACCAAAUCUUGCACCGAUUUCCGCCUUCGCUACAGGAUGCCAAAAAAGAGGAUGCUGAGGCUCCAUCAACCCCUUCUCACAGACACUUUUCAAAAUUAAUACGCCUCAUUUUUAUCUGCUGGUUAGGAAAUUGGACGUGUGGGACGAAAUGGUCAACAGUCCUUCUGUCAUGCUUUCCUGCCGUCCGGCAUGACUGACGAUCCCAGGGAAGCCAACGAAAUCCGUCGACACACCUUUGCCAAUCACAUCGACCCAGUGAUGUUGAAACGCCUGUUGCGCAUAAUUUUUGCCCCCUGUGGAUCGGCCUGCAUGCGACGUCGCCAACGUAACGGCGAGGCCUCCUGCGCCGGCCAUGUGGUAGCCCUGGACCCCCAAUACAUCGCUGACGAGUUGGACAUCAAACCGGAGAGUCUGGCCACUAUUCUCUCCUACCUUCAUCUUCAAAGUGACUGCGAGCGCAGUCUCACGAUUCUCCCCGCUUAUCCCAGGGUAGGCUUUGAUACACUUUGCACAGACUGUUACAGUAGGUAGGCUAAGUCAAGAAAUGUCAACCGAAAUUCCGAAUUGCGUUUUCGUUUCGAAAAGAUUAAUUAAGUGGGAUUGUAAAACUGAUCGUCGUGCAACAUAAUUUUUAUAAUAAUUCAGUUACCUCAGGAUGCCAGCUUUCGAAGGAAUUUCUUUUCGGCUGCACUCCGUAAAAAAUGACUACUUAAGUAGCAUGCGUUUUCCCCAUUGGUUUUCGGCGCCCUUAAACAUUCAAUUAUAUUUCAUCGAAAAAAUGCAUAAAAAUGUUCAUUUUCGCUCAUUCGGUAGAAAAUUACGUCUUCUUUCAAUUUUAUGCUCGAAAGAAGGGUAAAAUUUGAUUUUUUUUAAAAAAGUCCCUAAUUGUGAGAUAUUUAAUACCUUGAAAUGGCCGUUCAUAGAACAUCAUGUCACAGCAUUCACCAAUGUGGCUUGUAAAGUCAGCAAUAUGGCUCAAAUCCCUUGCCAACGUUUAUGAACCCCAUAAUGUCUCCUCUUUAUAACGCAGAGAAAUUUACGGUUUUUCAUACGCGGAUGAUAUACGGUUUGUAGUUUCGAAACCUUAAGCCAAGCAGGUUCAAGAUUAUUCGGGAAUUAAAAAGGUUUUUGAAAACCGAAUAUUACCCUUCCUUCGAGUAUAAAAUUGGAAGAAGACGUCAUUUUCUACCGAAUGAGUAAAAGAUUGAAUAUUUUUGUGCAUGUUUUCCAUGAAAUAUGACUGAAUUUUUAAGAGCGUCGAAAAUCAAUGAGAAAAAUGCAUGCCACUUAAGUAGUCAUCUUUUACGGAGUGUAGCCGAAAAGAAAUUCUUUUGAAAUCCGGCAUCCUGAGAUAACUGAAUUGUUAUAGAAUUAUGCUGCACGACGAUUAAUUUUACAACCCCACUUAAGUAAUGUUUUCGAAACGAAAACGCAUUUCGGUUGACAUUUCAUGAGUUAGCCCACCUACUGUACUUGGGCCAUGCAACGACGGAAUGACAACUUCCCUCGCCUUUGACUGUCAGCUCAUCCGGUGAAUCAAGACGUCUCCAAUACGCCGCACGAACGCACCUGUCACCACUACGUUCUUCUCUGGGCAGUGACAGACGUUGUCGUUUGUGACAGUUACUACAAAUUCACUCCUGUUUUUUGUGUCUUUAAUAUCCCACUCGAGCGCCUUCAUUUGUUUAUGGGACUAUAAACAUUGUUAACUAUGUUCCGAAGACCGAGUGACUCUUUUUGCCCUUUUAUGCAGUCCGUCACUGUAAGGUGCUACGGCGGAUUCAACGAACUGGCCCGUAUAUCUAACCAGUGUCUGGCUGUAUCCGCCUGGCUCGGCCUGCUCGCCUCAAAGGAGACCAGUUUCUCGGACAAGCUGCCGAGCCUUCACGAGGUUCAGAUUGACCUUGUCGUACUGUGCAACGCCUGGGGCUGGCGCCCGGAUGUGGUGCGCAAUGAGCUGCAACGCCUCGAAUGGGACGCCUCGAAGGAGGGUCCCCGCCGCACCGGGGUCAACACCACUCCCUCUGAACGCAUCUGGUGGAACUGGAUCCACGCCCCAGUCAGGGAAGGAGAGGGGGCAGCCAAACUGGACUGCCUGUUGGCCUACCUCCACGGACGCCUGAACGCGGUGGAGAGGGCGAGUCUUGCCAGUAUCAACGACCUUCAGGCAGCCAUCUCUGUAAUCUCUGCGCAGUCUGUGGACAGAGUAGAUUUCGAGGCAGCCGACACUCUGGAGAGGUCGAGGCAGUUUCAUGCCCUUGUCGAGUCCCACUUCUCGGAUGUGGGCAAGCCUGCCAGCGGUGAUGGCGUUACGGUUCUCACUGCGUUGUGGCCACCACCAAUACCUCCAGAAAAGGUAGGUGAAUUCCUGUCGUACUUGCGAAGGCUCAUACGCAUACGUGUGCAAAACAGUAGUGUGAGUUUUAGCUUCUCAUCCCUCCUGCUGCCAAGAGUACAGUAGGUGGGCUAACUCAUGAAAUAUCAACCGAAAUUCCGAAAUGUGUUUUCGUUUCGAAAAGAUUAAUUAAGUAGGGUUGUAAAACUAAUCAUCAUGCAGCACAAUUCUUUAUUAAUUCAGUUAUCGCAGGAUGCCGGCUUUCAAACAAACUUCUUUUCGGCUGCAUGCAGGAACUACACUCUGUAAAAAAUGACUGCAUAAGUUGCAUGAAUUUUUCUUAUUGAUUUCCGAUGCCCUCCGAAAGUCAACUAUAUUUCAUGGAGAACAUGCAUAAAAUAUUCAUUCUUUUCUCAUUCGGUAGAAAAUUCCGUCUUCUUUCAAUUGUAUACUCGAAAAAAGGGUUUGAUUCGGUUUUAAAAAACUUUUAUAAUUCAAGAAUAAAUUUGAACUCGACCUGCCGUUACACUUGUAUUCAGGGUUUCCAAACUACAAGCCGUAUAUUUUCCGCGUACGGAAAACCGUAAAUUUCUCUACGGUAUUCAGAGGACAUCAUAUGGGGUUCGUAAAAUUUAGCAGUGGAUUUGAGCCAUAUUGUUAACUUUGAAAGCAACACUAGUGAAUGCAGAGACAUGACGUUUUAUGAACGACCAUUUCACGGUAUUAAAAGAUCUCACAAUUAGAAACUUUUUUAAAACCAGAUAAUACCCUUCCUUCGAGUAUAAAAUUGAAAGAAGACGUAAUUUCCUACCGAAUGAGUAGAAGAAUAAAUAUUUUUAUCCACGUUUUCCAUGAAAUAUAAUUGAAUCUUUAAGGGCAUCGAAAAUUAAUGAGAAAAAUUCAUGCUGCUUAAGUAGUCAUUUUCACAGAGUGUAGUUCCUGCAUGCAACCGGAAGAAAAUUCAUUCGAAAGCCGGCACUCUGAGGUAAUUGAAUUAUUAUAGAAUUAUGCUGCAUGUUGAUUAAUUUUACAACCCUACUUAAUUAAUCUUUUUUUAAAAAGAAAACACAUUUCUGAAUUUCGGUUGACAUUUCAUGAGUUAGCCCACCUACUGUACACGUAGAGACUCAUGGGAUCGACUGAGGUCCCUGUGUGUGUAAACGAAAUGUCUUUUAUAUACUGAUAAGCCAAGAAUGUAACCACCGCAGUAAGUUAAUGGCCCUAUGUUUAAACAAUUGAAUUAACAUAUCGUCUCCCUCCCCUACAAGUAACUGUUCACCCACUAGUUAUAAGGAUUUUUUGGAAACAUUGUAAGUGGUCCCCUCUUAAUGUGGCCUCUGUUUGGACCACAGGCUGCCUGUCUGCUGUUGCUCUGACCACCAUGUGCUGACCGGGCGUGUGUGUGGCACGCGUAGAUGGGCUGUUUGACUGUCAGCCACUGCGCCGACCUCGCUCCCAGUCCUCCUGACUCUGUCGUAACACCUGGCUCAGGUGGAAUAAGGGGUGGAUGCAGCGCAAGUCAGCGUCCCUGCGCCCACCUUGCUGUGGGCACACGGUAGACGCCAUCGGUAACGACGGUUGACCACCAAUCAGGAGUCAUUGGAAACAAAGGCGGUUAAAAGACACAGUAAUGAGGUUUUCGUGUAAGUGCCGUCUACUUGUUUAGGCGCAUAAACCUCAACGCUCGUUAUGGGGCGCCUUACCGGGGGGAACUUGUGAAGCAGGAAUAACAUUUUCUGUCACUUAUCCUGCGGAGGUAAUCAUGGAUAUUUAAGCGUUUGCGACACCUGAGGCGACGAAACGAUGCGUGACUAAGUUAAAGUUAUCGUUGCAGUCUUCUAACACCAAUUCUAGCUCUUGUCCCUAACGUCUUUUGUCGUAGCUGCUUGUUCCUGACCUUUAAGUGCUGUAGUGUCCGCCAUAAAUAAAGAAAUAGGAAUACCAAAUCACCCCACUAAAGUAAUCAGUAAGGUAAACAUGGUCUACACAUUUUCCAGAGACACAACGCUCAGUCAACCUUGCCAUCUAACAUAUCCGUCAGGUGGAAAUUUCGGCGGGAAUACAGUGUCGCAACACUUAGAAUUGUCUAUUCCCCACCAGCCUGUCUUACGGGCGGACUACUACUACUACUACUACCAUCACCACUACUACUGCUACUACUACCGCUGUUACUACUAAUACUACUACCACUGGCGGGAAUACAGUGUCGCAACACUGAAGAAAACUUUUCCCCCGUCUACCACCACUGAUACGGCGAAUACUACUAAUAAUCCUACUAUUAGUACUACUACUACCACCGCCACCACGGCUACCAAUGCUACUCUACCAACGCUUACAGUAUGGGUAACUAACUGCAAUAAUACUAGCUUCAGUAACGGAGUGUUGCGACACUGGUAUCCAACCGAAAUUUCAUUUAUUUAACCUAAGAGGGGUUGUUGGGAAAUGGAUUUCCCUUAAUUGUUUCCUAGGAGGCGACACCUCCUUGAGGGGUAACUGCUUAUGCAUUAAACUAAUGGAAACUUUUUUACGAUUUUCGUUUGGUCACCUUUGAAAUUUAAUGCCUGCUGUUUUCUUUAGCUGGCUUGUGCAACCUCUCAUAAGUUAGUGGUAUAUUCGACUUUUUCCUUACGUUACACGUAUCCUCUCCUAACAAUACACAAAAGGUGAUCGUUAACUUCAGGUUGAUCCUCCUUCCCUUGCCGGAUAACUUCAGAUAGGUCGUUGGGCUUUGGCGGAAGAGUCCGCACUGGUUGUGAUUUUCAUGACUGUCGCCCCAAACCCAUAACCCGAAUUUCCAAAUUGCACAUCGUCGUAGAUCCAGAAUAGUGUAUAUACAGCUAGUCCAGAGCAAGAUAGACUUCGGAUUUCCCCAUGACUGCAUGGAGAUAGCACAACCAGAAGGUAUGCUGGAAGAAUAAAAUACAAUAGCCGUUCCAUCUUAGGAAAUGUUAGCCGGCAUUUGGAAGUGUGUUUUCGACUAGAAGGGGGUACUUAGAUGGGGUUGUAAUAUUGGGCAUUAUCGUGCAGCAUGAUUCCACGCACGACACGAUGACGGCAUUUGAAUGAGCCCCUCCUGCCCCGCCUGCAGAAACCACACGGUGAGAAACGACUGUUUAAUUAGCAUGACAUUUUCCCUUUGGUUUAUGACUUCCUUAUGAAUCCAAAUAUAUUUCAUAGAAAACACAGCCAAAACUACUCUUUCUUGUCCACAUUUUCUAAAAAAAUCACGUCUUCUUCGAAGUUAGUACUUGAAGGAGGGGUAUUCUUGGGUUUUAAAAAACUUUGGUCGUCAAAUAAUGUUGAAAUCAUCCUGCGAUUGCACUCCCGCUUUUAGAUGGUUGCCUGUUUGUGGCCUUUGACACGGAGGUUGUUGCUUCGGAAAACCACUAGGUCGGUGCCCCCAUUCCUGCCAGAGCAGUCUGUUAUGUCCAAAAAGGUUCCGUUCAAUUGACUUGGGCCGAUCUGACGUUGAUCUAGAGUGGUAGAGGGGCGCUCACCAUAACACGAUCGGUGAGCGCUCAUCUGCCAUUGUGUAUUCCCGAUCGCAACCGGCAGGGCAACGAGCCCGUGGCCCCGUGUUUAGAAACGUUGGAAUUUUUACCGACAGGUCGCAGGACCGAGUCCCAGGCGUUCCACACCUCGGGAUUGAGUGUGACUAGCUGACGACGAUCAAUAAGCAAUAAAUGGUCAUUCCGGUCUCCCUUGUCUUUGUCGGUGAUGCUAUCCUAUUGGUCUAGCGAUUUUCAUCCCAGCUAUUCUGACACCAUCAAAUCAGUACCCACAGCUUAAACUGACGUUGUUUGAUGAAAAUUUAUUUUAAGGAAGGCAUUACUCGACAGCCUUUAUUUGAACCAAAUAGAACUGAAGGAAACCAUUUGCCACCUAAGUAAUAAUUUGUUUCCCAUGGGAAGCAGUCGAAAGUGAUGAAGAAAUUUCUCAUUGGAAAGCCGGCGAAUAAGGGCUACUUAGGAUUGCAGCCUAGCUUUCUUGCGUUUCUCCUCUUGAUAUUGUACCACGCUCAACGUUACGGUGAAAACCUGGUUAUGUGAAUGGUCUUUGCUGAACUUGCGUUUUAUAUCUGAUCUUAUAGGCGACUUUUUCGGGAUAGGCUACGUUCGUCGAGCAGCACUCGCCGACAGUUAAAUCUUGAGCGAAAGUGAGAAUGCUUUAUCAUCAGUCCGUCAGCUCGUAUACCUAAGCGACUCCAGCGUACUUUAAGGUUAACCUUGAGAGUUUAGAAUUCUCCGAGGUUUUUUUUUCUAAAGCCGCAACGCGUUUCCUGAAGCAAUUUCUAGCUAGCUCUUGCCAACGAAUAAUGACGAAGGAAAUAAAGCUCAUUUAUUAAACUCCAUCUGAAAGUAAGUUUUAUCCGCCUGUACUACCAUACCUAUAACCUCUCUAAACUGUUUGCAACUUCGGACAUUCUAAACUAGAGCGCUGCGACGAUUUUGAACAACGAUGUGUUCUCCUCUACCUACUUUUAGGGUUUCUUAAAACCUCCUCUUUCUUUCCUUUUUGAAAACUUUCCUAGGAGGAGUCAAUCAGGGGUACAAUACGAGAUUUUUUGCAAAUACAUGGCGUCAGUAUGCAAGGUCAGCUUACUGGUCGGAUUCUGGCCAACAUUCUUCACGGCAUAAGUUCCCCUCAGUUUCCCGCACAGGCCUGGUGUCGCUCGUUUCGAUUUUGGCGAGCCCAUUUGGAUGUUGACUGGCCAACUCUCAAACGGAUUGCCACGGAUGAACUAGUUGCUUCUGCAUACGUUUAA
Molecule: messenger RNA, 16922 nt
Organism: Spirometra erinaceieuropaei
Lineage: Eukaryota; Metazoa; Platyhelminthes; Cestoda; Diphyllobothriidea; Diphyllobothriidae
Source: the annotation of a GenBank genome assembly